Stereum hirsutum FP-91666 SS1 is the source of this 1046-nucleotide messenger RNA. RefSeq lists its product as uncharacterized. The transcript is spliced from 4 exons. NCBI's taxonomy places the organism in Eukaryota, Fungi, Basidiomycota, Agaricomycetes, Russulales, Stereaceae. The record is from RefSeq and is a predicted model, not a curated record. Bases 140 to 727 code for a protein of 195 amino acids.
CCUCCUUGUCAGCUGUUCGAGUCGCUUAGAAAACAUCUUUGCUAGAAUAUUGUCUGCCCUGCUCCGCUCAGUAUCCUCAGCAAUCGAGGUUGAGCUAGGGAUUGUGCUGUGACCUCACGCCAUUUGAACCGUUGCCACGAUGACUACCACUACCAGAAAGAUUACCUUGAACCCUCCGAACACAACGAGCUUCCAGCCGAGCAUCAGCUUGGAUCACAUCAUAGGCACUUGGCAUGUAACACAUUCUACCUUGCCGCUGUGGAAAAACAAAAAAGACGUAACAAUAUCCUACACCGAACCUACCUAUACCCCCUCCGGUUCUCCCCAAUCUUUCAACGACAUAGUCGAAUAUCGCUCCCUCUCCUCUCCACCAAGCAAACCACGUACUGUGAUCAAUGGCGUGGACACCUUGGAUCUUGCCUCGCCAGAGUCGGCACCUACGAGGUUCAAGUGGCGGGGAAAGGGGUGGUUGAUGAUCGCGAGCUCGAAGUGGCAGCUGUUGGGGUAUAACCCGCCCGGUGAGGAUGGAGAGGAAUGGGCGGUGACGUUCUUCGAGAAGACAUUGUUUACGCCACCGGGGCUAGAUGUAUAUGCGAGGACGGAGAAGGGACUGCCAGAGGAUUUGAUCAAAGGAAUCGUAGAAAGUCUAAAAGGCCUCGGGAAUGAGGAGAUUACAAAGUUGGCGGAUACGUUCUUCGAGGUCCAGAGGAGCGGCACGAGCCAGUGAUGCUUUCUGUAGGCCGAGAACUGCUCCUAUGAGUUCAUCCUUCUCCAUGAAUUGGCGAGCCACACGAAUCCAUAUGCCUUUCGAUAGCAGGCGGUCAAUCGCCUCUAUGUUUACGGCUGACAUAUACAUGGACUUCAGGGGCACUGAAAUUUGCCGUUCCCUUCAUCUGCGCUUCCACUCCCAUCCAUACGCCGCGUCAUCCACGAGACAACGGCAAACUGCAUUGAACGAUGUCUAUGUAAAACGGAGUACGCUACUACGUAUGCCACAUACAGAUAUAUCCACUCAAUAGCUACUCAAACUCGAAAACCGACGUGAC